AUGGAAGACGACAGAGAAAUGAGAAUCGACGAAGAAGCUAUCAUUCCCGAGAGCGGGAAUGGUGAUAGAUACGGCUCAAGGAGAGAUGAUCGGGAUAGAUCACGGAGCAGAGAUAGGUACAGGAGCUCAAGGGAUGACGACAGGCAUAGAAGCCAUCGAAGACGAUCAGACUCUCGAUCACGAUCUCGUUCUCGUACUAGAUCACCAAGAAGACAUUCACACAGUCAUAGACAUCAUUCUAGAUCACGCUCACGAGAACGUGAUUACAAAAAGGAACGAGGACAUGAUUCCGGUCAUCGAGAAUAUCGAUCAGGUUCAGAUCGAUACGAAUCUUCUCACAGAGGCGGUUACGGUGGUUAUGGCGGUAGAGGUGGAAGAGGUAGACCUGUAGCUACAGCUUUCGGUAGAGAUAGAUUCAAUCCAACUAGACCUGACGGUGAAAAAUCAGUCGGAGGUCCAAUGAACGCUCCUCAAGAAGAAGCUGAAGCUCACGCCAAAGUAUCUAAAAGAGAAAAUAGACUUUAUGUCGGUAACUUGGCUUAUGAUGUAAAUUACAAAGAUCUAUCAAGUUUCAUGUCUCAAGCCGGUGGAAACGUCAUUUUCUCUGAAGUCUUGACUACUCCUGCUGGUCAAUCUAAGGGUUGUGGUAUCGUCGAAUUUGCUUCCCAAGACGAAGCUCAACGAGCCAAAGCCGAACUCUCCGACAAAUACCUCUUAAGUCGAAAUGUCUUCAUCCGAGAGGAUCGAGAAGAGACAGCUCGAUUCGGUGCUCCCCCCAUUCCCGGUAAAAUUGGUUUGGCUACUGGUGAAGCCCGUACUUUCUUGGGCAACGCAGCUCCUGUUUUCACUGCCAAUCCCACCAACAGAAACGUCUUUGUUGGAAAUGUUCCACUCCAAGCUUCUUGGCAAGACCUCAAAGAUCUCAUGCGUCAAGCUGGAGAAGUCAUUCGAGCUGAUAUCAACAUGCACCCUGAUGGAAACCCCAAAGGAAACGGUACCGUAGUGUUUGUGAACCCAGAGGAUGCUCGAGCUGCUAUUGAAAUGUUCAACGGCUUUGACUGGUUCGGUAAUAUUCUUGAAUGUAAACCUGAUCGAUUCGCCAAUGCUCCAUUCCGAGGACGAGGUGGACUUCGAGGUGGAUUUGCUCCACGAGGUGCAUUCGGCGGUUUCCGAGGUGGUUUCCGAGGCGGAUUCAUGGGUCAAGCUGGUCCCGGAGGAUACGGUGGAGGAUUCGGUGGUGGUAUGGGACGAGGAAUGGGAUUUAACCCACAAUAUGGAGCUCAACAAGCUGGUGGAAGAAGUUUCAACGAUAACAUUUACGCGGAUUACAACGGUCCUGAAGGUGGUGAAGGUAUAGCUGUCGAUGGUGCUGCUGGAACUGGAUUGAAGCCUCAACCUGCGGAGCCUAAUCAACAAAUAUUGGUCAGAAACCUACCAUGGUCAACGGCCAACGAAGAUCUCGUGGAACUCUUUGAGACUGUUGGAACCGUUGUUGUCGCCGAAGUCUUAUUCGAGGCUGGUCGAUCAAAGGGUGAAGGUAUUGUUCAAUUCACGGAAACUGCUGAAGCUCAAACUGCAAGUGAGAAAUUCACCGGUUACAUGUAUGGUGGAAGACCUUUAGACGUUCAAUUCAACCCCAGAUGGCACGAAUUCUCCUCAGCUGCUGUCAAAGGUGGUCAAGUUCCUCCUGCUUAG
Molecule: messenger RNA, 1695 nt
Organism: Kwoniella shivajii
Lineage: Eukaryota; Fungi; Basidiomycota; Tremellomycetes; Tremellales; Cryptococcaceae
Exons: 11
Coding region: 1-1695 (564 amino acids)
Molecular function (GO): mRNA binding
Source: RefSeq, a predicted model, not a curated record